This is a messenger RNA of Eupeodes corollae, 3206 nucleotides long. RefSeq names its product trithorax group protein osa. The transcript has 3 exons. NCBI's taxonomy places the organism in Eukaryota, Metazoa, Arthropoda, Insecta, Diptera, Syrphidae. The record is from RefSeq and is a predicted model, not a curated record. Bases 268 to 2790 code for a protein of 840 amino acids.
ACGGGCAGCAUUUUUAUUUUGAAAGUGACAAGCGACGGUUCGAAAAAAAGCUUGUUACCAACUUCUCCAAUUCAAAAUAUCAGUUCAGAUCCCAUCCGUAUCCGUUUUUGAUUUCGGUAAAAUAAUCAUACGUAGAAAUAGAAAUCGGUGUGAAACAGAGAUUAUUUGUGUGGAGUGACAUAACGAGAAUAUCCUUUGAAAAUAGCUAUUUAAAUAUUUAAAUAGACAAUCAGUGCCAAAACGGAUUACACGCAACGGAAACAAAUCAUGACGAUUCUACGGAUAGCAUGCAUUUUGGCAAUUGCAUCAGCUGCACCGAUUCAAGGUAUACUGAGUAAUGGAGGCAUUGGAGAUAGUUACGGACCACCCCCACGAGGAUUACCGGCUCAGAGCUAUGGACCACCUCAACAUCAGAUUCGUGUUCCGCAACGAGAGUAUGGAGUUCCUCAGCAGAUUCCCUUCCGGGAAUAUGGUCCACCGGCACUGAAAUAUGGACCUCCAAAGCUGAAUUUCAAUUUCGGUCAGAACUUCAAUGGUGGGUUUAACGACCAGAUAAAGUCUUACUUCGGAGUUCCGAAACCUUUCUAUGGUCCUCCUCAUCUGCAACAUACCCCAGCUGCGACUUAUGGACCACCACCCCAAAAUAAGCCAUAUUCAACUUACGGCCCCCCUCCCAAGCCUCAAGGAACCUAUGGACCACCAAGACCAGCUGCCAGCUACGGACCACCAUCCUUGCCUCAACCCUUGCCAUUGGUACAGCCCGGAAUUUUUAAGCCCAACGGCAAUGGCUUUAUUUCUCGCCCACACACCUCAUAUGGACCACCCCCAUCGGGUCAGUUCAUCGGAAAGCCAAAUCUCAACUACGGCCCACCAAAGCCCAGUUACGGACCACCCCCACUACCUAACUUCAAUCGACAGCCCACAGAGACAACGAUUAUCGUCACCAGCGGAAGUGGUGGCAACGGAGGCUUCCAAGGUGGUCAUCACUCCCAUGGCGGUGGUGCUGGUGCUGGUAGUGGCCCCCUUAAGCAGGUCCAAAUUCAGGUAGAAAACCAAGGCAACAACCAUGGACAUGGAGGGAGCUCUGGUGGACAUUUCCACACUGCUUCCUGUGACGGCUGGAAACCAAUUCCGGCGCCAUUUGGUCACUAUGUCGAACAUAACAAUAUCCAAACUCAAUCAGGUUAUAGCACAGUGUCGAGUGGUUCAGGUCACAAUACAGUCACUCAAUACAGCAGCAUUGGGGGAGAAAACUUUGGUGGGCUAACAGAUGAGCAACUUGUUGCUGUUGCCCUGCAAACGGGUGGAUUCGAAACGGCACCAACACAAUCCCUUCCGGCUUCGGGACCAGUCGAUUUCCAUUCAGGUGGCGGACAUGGUGGAGAGGGAGAACAUCAUUUGAAUUCAAUCGAAUCGGAAAAUUUACAGAUUGCACUCGGAUCGCUUGAAGAUACCUAUUCGAAGGCACCACAAGACUCAUUUGCACCCAACUCAGUACAUGCUCAGAAAUACAACUCCAUAAGCAGUGGAGAAUAUGGAGCACCCCCAAUUGGUAGUGGUAAUGGUGGUAACUUCCAAGGUAAUGCCAACCAUCAGCAUCAUCACCAUCACCAUUCAGAAGGUAAUGCUGGAAGCUUUUCAUCACAAGGCUCAAAUCUUGGCAUCCUCUAUGGCACACAGAGUGGCAACCAACGUCCUUGGUUGAAUAACGCUUUAGCACCACCAAGUAAUCCUGUAACCUAUCGUCCCCCAGUACCACAGGGACUCCUCGAAUCGAUUGGCGCAACAGUACAGCAUUUGGAUCAAUUUGGGGUUAAGCCACUGAAUCAACCAGCAACCUAUAUUCCUCCACCACUAAAGGAAAUAGCCGAACCAUCCAGCCAAUAUGGACCACCCCAGCAACAGCUUUUGCCACCACAACAGAACGUAAAUAUUGAAUUCCAUCAUCAGGGAGGAGGAAGCCAAAAUCAAUACCAGCAGAAUUAUAGAGAAGAAGAACGUGGUAAUGCAUUAAACCAGUACUUGCCUCCACCCCUACCGGUUCCAGUACCACAGCAACAGCAACAGUAUCUGCCACCACCCCGUCCCAGCCAUCAACUUCAAGGAAGUUCCUUCGGCGGAUCAUCGUCUUUCGGUGGUGGGCAGCAGCAAUUUAUUCACACCCAAGGACUUCCAUUCCCCCAUGAAGCCAGAUUUAAUCAACCUCAAGAUUGUGGACAUGGACCGAAUCUUGUAGGUGCCAAUUAUCAGCUACAGCAACAACAGUUUGUCGAACAAGGUGCUGGCAGACCAGCACUCUCCUACGGACCACCACCAUCCGCACCAGGCAGCGGUCCUGACUCCAUCGGUUACGAAUCGAAACGCUCCAGUGUGACCUCUCUGCCUGAAGAAGUCAACUCGGAGAACCUUCCUGGUUUGGAUGGACUCAAUGUCAUCUCAGCACAAAAGUCUCAAUCCGUUUCGCUCCCGGUACAAAAUUCUCAGGUUUCCCCUUACCAGAUCCAAAUCCAAUCUUCAAAUCCAUCAGAAUCCGUAACCAGCAACGAUGGAGACACCAACCAUGAAGAGGUUCUCUCCCAAGGGCUCUUGCAAUCUAUUCUCUCAGCAAUAGAACAGCCUCAAGCCAAUAAUAACCAAGGGACCACAGCACAAAGUCUGCAAAACCGUUCCGAUGUUGAUGUGCAUUUGGACGAGGACGCCAAAGAAAAGGAUUCCACUUUGAGUGCAACGAAAGCCAUCGUGCCAGAGUCAAGUGAGACUUCAGAUGAUGCAGCCGAAGAAUCCAAAUAAACCUCAUUAAAUUCAAUCCUGCGCCACCUCAAGUCCAUAGUUAAUUUGUUUUAAAUGAAAUUGAGAUGGAGACAUCAUCAUCAAUACAACAUUAUGCCCACUUUAAUUUAUUUAUGUUUAUUUUUAGUUAAAUCGUUAUGUUUCAACGAGCAGCCAAUGAAGUAACGAAUAGUUGUUUAAGUUAUUUACUUCUUUAUUUUUUCUUCUGUUUUAUAAAGUUAUUUAUUUUUCAUCACUGGCGAAGCAUGAUUUGAAAGUCGUCAGUUUGCCAUACCGACUUACAGUCAAAACUGGCUGUCAAACAGCUGAAUUGAAAAAAUGUAUAAAAUAAAUAAUUAAUUAGUUACAGUGUCUUAGAGUUCAUCUGAUUUGUAUAGUGUACUGAUUAUGUGUAAUUAAAUUAUGUACUAAAUGUA